AUGAUGCAAUACAUGCUUCUAUUCAGUCGGCAAGGAAAGCUACGGCUUCAGAAAUGGUACACUGCGUAUCCAGACAAAGUAAGCGAACUUCAUCGCUUUGCCUGACAAAGAGUCGAUUUUCAGCAAAAGAAGAAGAUUUGCCGUGAACUCAUCACUCAAAUCUUGGCACGAAAACCGAAAAUGUGCGCUUUCCUCGAGUACAAAGAUCUGAAAAUCGUGUACAAGCGGUAAGUUGGUAUUCCGAACAAAAUGGCAAAAAUCAUUAUAAUAAACCUACGCGAACUUUCCUUAUAGCGCAAAAUAAGUUUGAAGAUUAAAAAUUAUUCUGCAUUUCCUUCGGAAUUCAAUAGAAACUUCAGGUACGCCUCGCUUUACUUCUGCUGUGCCAUCGAGCAGAACGACAAUGAACUCAUCACUCUAGAGGUCAUUCAUCGGUAUGUGGAGCUUCUGGACAAGUAUUUCGGGAGUGUGUGCGAGCUGGACAUUAUAUUCAACUUCGAGAAAGCCUACUUCAUACUUGACGAGUUCCUGCUCGCCGGGGAGAUUCAGGAAACGAGCAAGAAGGCAGUGCUCAAGGCUAUCGCGGCUCAGGACUUAAUUCAAGAAGAGGAGACUCCACAAGGCUUCUUCGAGGAUCAUGGGCUCGGAUAA
Messenger RNA from Caenorhabditis sp. 36 PRJEB53466, 651 nucleotides. The record is from the annotation of a GenBank genome assembly. Lineage: Eukaryota; Metazoa; Nematoda; Chromadorea; Rhabditida; Rhabditidae.